GAAAAAAGAAGGGACAAAGUGAGCGUCACGAGAGGGCGGGCCGCCACCUGUGACGGAGGACGAGUGGAACCAGAGUCCCGCUGUCAGUGCUGUGAGGCGUUCACUGAGUGUGUUUGAGAGUGUGUUUCUGCGGCUAAAGUCCACCUGGAUUAUUUUGAGCUCAGUGUCUUUCUCUUCGAAGAAUUUGAACACGAUUCAGGUUCCUUUGGUCCUGUCCACAGCACUGUGAGGGAGGUUGCCAGUGCCAGCAAGUGUGUGUGCAUGUGUGUGUGUGGGAGUGAGUCGUAGGUUGAAUAUGUUUGUGUGAGAGCCUUUGAGUUGGAACACCGUGGUCGGAAAGCGUGUCCCAUGAGACGCUGGACGGAGAUGCGGGGGGCUGGAUCCUCUGCGAUGCGCCUCCUGCUGCUGAGCUGCUGUGUGUGUGCUGCAGCGGGGUACCCGUUCAGAACGCCUCUGGACCUGGAUGUGACUCCACGCGUCACCGUGUUGCGGAGCGGUCUCCAGGGCUGCAGGCGUUUCCAGUUGUCUGCAUCCAACUACAGCACCAUGUUGCUGGAGGCUGACGGUGAGCGUCUCUACGUCGGGGCCCGGGGGGCUGUAUUCGCUCUGAAUGCCUCUGACAUUUCAUCCAGCUCUGCUCUCACUAUUGAGUGGGAAGCCUCCCCCGAACAAAAACGUCAGUGUCUGCUCAAGGGAAAAGACAAUAAGACGGAGUGUUUUAAUCACAUUCGCUUCCUCCAGAGGUUCAACUCCACUCAUCUCUACAUGUGUGGGACGAAUGCCUUCAGACCCCUCUGUGCUUACAUAGACGAGAAGAGGUUUGUGAUGCCCUCUCAGCCUGAGGAAGGCAGAGACAAAUGUCCAUACGGCCCGACAACAGGCUACACUGCUCUCAUCAUUGACCAGCAGAUGUAUACAGCUUCCCAGUACGAAUUUAGGAGCUUUCCAGAUAUACGGCACUUCUCUCCGUCCCCCACACUGAAGACAGAGGACGCCCCCACACGCUGGCUUAAUGAGGCCGACUUUGUGGGCUCGGCGCUGGUGAGGGAGAGCUUGAGCAGCAGCACGGGGGAUGAUGAUAAGAUCUACUACUUCUUCACGGAGAAGAGCCAGGAGCAGACGACGACCUACAGCCACAGCAGGGUGGCCCGAGUGGCUCGAGUUUGUAAGGGGGACCGGGGAGGCCGUUUAACUCUCCAGAAACGGUGGACGUCCUUCCUCAAAGCCAGGCUGACUUGUUCCCUGCCCGAGUACGACUUCCACUUCAACAUGCUGCGCAGCGUGUUUGUCAUGCCUGGCCGCACGCCGCAGGACACGCUUUUCUACGGCAUUUUUGGCCUGGAGUGGAAAAACGUGAAGGCAUCUGCGGUGUGUCGGUUUUCUCUGACUGAAGUCCAAGAGGCCUUUCAAGGACCUUACAUGGAGAACCAGGACUCUGGCUCUAAGUGGAAGGAAUACACUGGAAAGAUCCCUGACCCUCGACCUGGAUCGUGUAUAACUGAUUCUCUGAGGGCCAGGGACAUAAACGUCUCCACCUCCCUGCCUGAUGAUGUGCUGAACUUCGUCAGGAGGCAUCCUCUGAUGUCCCAGCAGGUCCAGCCUUCAGACAGACGGCCUCUUUUGUUCCGGCGGACCACAGACUACACACACAUGGCCGUACACAUGAUCCAAGGCGUAGAUGAAAACACAUACCAUGUAUUGUACAUGGGCACAGAUGAAGGCUGGUUACAUAAAGCUGUCGAAAUCGAGGGUCAGCUUCACAUUAUAGAGGAGCUUCAAAUAUUUGAAGAACCCCAACCUGUGAACAACUUGCUGCUGUCUGAAAAACAGAUGAGUGUUUACGUGGGCUCUCCAACCGGCGUGGUGCAGCUUCCUCUCUCUAACUGUCAAAGAUACACCUCCUGCUACGACUGCGUGUUUGCCAGGGACCCUCACUGUGCCUGGAGCGGAGCCCAGUGUGUGGACGUAAUGGCACAAACAAACAGAUCCACUUUAAUCCAGGAUAUCCAGAAGGGCAGCAGAGGUUGUGAAAACACACAAGACGACAUUGUGGUGCGCGGCCGCUCUGUGCGUGUGGGCGAUGACGUGCUGCUGCAGUGUGAGCUCAGCUCCAACCUGGCGACACCGCUCUGGACUCUGGACGGCAGCGAGCUGCAGGGCUACGGUCUCCACUCUGGAUUCAGAACCGGCACCGACGGCCUGCUGAUCAUCGAGGCCCGGCGGCACCAGAGCGGCUUGUACACCUGCUACGCCGUCGAGAACAGAAUCAAGGUCGCUCUGGUUGCCUACAAUGUCACCAUCCGCCUGGAUCUUCCCCCUCCUCCACCUGUUGCACCAACUCAAGACACUUACAGUUUCUUCGCCACUCUGCCCGGACCCACUGAGCAUCCCUUCACUGAGAGACCCCUCCCACCCAACCCGGCCCCUCUCCUCCCCCACUCAGAUCUGCUCUCCCCCCGCAAUAUGGAGGCCAUGUAUCUAUCCCUCAUCACCAUCCUCGGGGGCCUGUGUGUGGUCCUCACCGUGGUCCUUGUCUACGUUGGCUUCUGCCUGCGUGUGGGCAACCAAGGGAAGUACUCUCUACGAGCCGCAGCUUCUGCCUACCCCAACAAUAAGAAGCAACACAGGAACAGGAAACAGCACAGAAACUCUGCCCACAUGGAGCUGAAGACCAUCUCAAGCCACUGUAACGGCAACGGCAUUUGUAAUGGCGGUUCAAAGCAGCACAACGGUGACAUCCAGGACGGUGGCUUCCUGCAGAUCGUCCCCGGUGAGGCCCAUUUAACACCCAAUAAGGAGCCUCCUCCCCCGGCCCCGCCUCUCCCACCCACCCCACAACAUCCCUCUCCAGAGUGA
Messenger RNA from Notothenia coriiceps (black rockcod), 2856 nucleotides. Its product is annotated as semaphorin-4G-like. Gene Ontology annotation, cellular component: plasma membrane. The coding region runs from base 349 to 2856 and encodes 835 amino acids. NCBI's taxonomy places the organism in Eukaryota, Metazoa, Chordata, Actinopteri, Perciformes, Nototheniidae. The record is from RefSeq and is a predicted model, not a curated record. Gene Ontology annotation, molecular function: chemorepellent activity; semaphorin receptor binding. The transcript is spliced from 15 exons. Gene Ontology annotation, biological process: positive regulation of cell migration; neural crest cell migration; semaphorin-plexin signaling pathway.